Molecule: messenger RNA, 869 nt
Organism: Ilex paraguariensis (yerba mate)
Lineage: Eukaryota; Viridiplantae; Streptophyta; Magnoliopsida; Aquifoliales; Aquifoliaceae
Source: the annotation of a GenBank genome assembly
UAUGCAGAUCUAUAUGUUUUGUUAUUUUAAAUACUGAAGUUUAAUAUUGAACUAAAUACACUUCCUGUAAGCAUUUGCCCUAACCAGCCUCACCUUCAGAAAAUUGUUUCAGCAAAGGAUUUGAUCAUACAAAAUCUAAUCUCGGAGAAAAAGGCAUUGCAGUUUGAACUUGGGAGUUUAGGAGUUAUCGUAAAGAAGAUUCAGGACACUGUCAUACAAAUGAAUGAGGAGGAUAGAAGGUCGUUCUCCUCAAUGCUGGUAGGCCAAGAAGAAUGUGAAAAAAAUAGAGAUGAGGAAAAUAACAGGACUGAAGAUGUUCAAAAUCAUAGGGAAAAGUCUCCUCAUAAGGGUUCUGGGAGAGAAGCUACAAAAAACACAGCUUCACCUCUAUGUCAGGAGUGUAAUUCCAUUAGCAGCCCCUUGAUGGAGAACAAUAACCUUGACAACUCUUGUUUGUCAGAGCCUGCAUGUUCUCUUCCACGUUCAGCUUGCUCAGAGCCGGAGUCUGCUGCCAAUAUCCCAUCUGGUGCUGAUACAAAGGAUAACUGCACCACAUUAGUACAUCACCUGGAUUCUGAGUGCUCAACAACACAAGCGGAUGCCUCAUAAAAUCUGGGACAUAACGAAGCAUGUGAAGACUUGCAGUACAAGUCAAUGAUUUGACCAAAGUGGAUCUGCCCGAAUGGUUAAGGAGUUGUCUAGCAGAGCCGGCCCAACAGUAGAGGCAAAGAAGCGUGGUAUAAUUGAGGCCCAAAUUCUAAAUGCAUAAUAUUGUCAGUCAAUACCAAAAUAAUCUUUUAUAAAGAGUAAGCCUAAUAAAAAAAUUUUAUGUUCAAUGCCCUAGAUUUAUCCAUAAAUCAGCUAACAAA